Rotaria sp. Silwood1 is the source of this 1341-nucleotide messenger RNA. The record is from the annotation of a GenBank genome assembly. NCBI's taxonomy places the organism in Eukaryota, Metazoa, Rotifera, Eurotatoria, Philodinida, Philodinidae.
AUGUUGAGAAGACUGUAUUACUUCAUAAUACUGCGCUUGGUUACCUGUGUCCUAGGACAAGAGAAACCAAUUGCAUUAAUUGGUACCAUACUUUUACCUGGCCAAAGUAUCAACAAUGGAACAUUACUAAUUGUUGAUGGAUACAUUGAAGCAGUAGGUGCUAGCGUUUCCAUUCCAAAUAAUGCUAUUGUUUUACAUACUAAUGGUGUUAUUUUGCCAGGUCUUAUCGAUCUACAUAAUCAUCUAACAUGGAAUAUUUUUCCACGUUGGAAACCUUCGGAAGAAUUUGGUAGUCGUUAUGAUUGGCAACAAAAACCAAUUUAUAAGAUACUUCUUGCAACACCACACAGAGAACUAGUUAAAGCUGGUCUGUCGUGUGAAAUGCAACGAUAUGCAGAAGUAAAAGCCAUUACACAAGGUGCCACAAGUGUAAUUGGUGGUUUACGAAGACCUUGCAAUCGAGGAUUAGCACGUAAUCUUGAUGAUGAUCCAACACUCGGACAGAUUCUUUAUAAUGUUUUUCCAUUACAAAUGACAGAUAUGGAAUUGAAAGAAGUAAAUGAGGUUCUAUCUUCUAAUGGUACAUUAUUUAUUCAUCUUGCAGAAGGCUCACCGCAGGAUGCAACAGCAGCAAGAGAAUUUCUUAUGUUAAAGGCUCGUGGUUUAUUAAGAACAGGAGUCUCACUUAUUCAUGGUGUUGCUUUAAAAGAAAAUGAUUUGCGGGCCAUGGCAAAUGCUAGCGUUGGUUUAAUUUGGUCACCACGUACUAAUUUAGAACUCUAUGGUGAUACAGUAAAUCUAGAAGCAGCAUUAGAAAAUCAUAUUAUUACGGCCAUUGCUCCUGAUUGGAGUCCUACGGGUAGUGAUGGUCUACUCAGUGAAUUGAAUUAUGCUGCCACAUGGAAUGCUGGUUUAGAAUAUUCUGUCUUCGAUGAUCGUUUACUAUUAGAAAUGGCAACAAUUAAUCCAGCUAAAUUAAUCCAUUUGGAUAAACGCUUGGGUUUAUUAAAAGAAGGAUAUCUAGCUGAUGUACUCGUGCUACAACUGAAUAAUAAUCAAUCUAAAUUUAAUCCGUAUUGGGCUGCUACUCAUUCCAUACCAGAAGAUGUUUUGCUUGUCUUAAUUGAUGGCAAAGCUGUUUAUGGUAGUCCUAAAAUGAUGAAAGAAUUAGUCGAUUCUAGAAACUUAGAAUCAAUAGAAAUAUGUGGCAUUGAAAAAAGUAUUUCCUUUGCUAGCCAAAAUGGUCCUCAACCCUCAUUUCGUCAAACUCAACAAUUAUUGAACAAUGCGCUUCGUCAUUGGGGUCGUACGUUAGCUCCACUUUCAGAAUGUGGAAAUUAA